AUGAACGUGGGGUGGCGCGCUAGUGGUAAAACUGUGAUCGAUUCACUAGCAUUUGAGUAUGUUCUAGACGGGAAGGCAUAUGAGGCUGGCCCAUGGGGUGGUUCGGGAGGAAACCCCUCUCAGAUCGUAUUUGAAUCUGGCGAGUACCUGACUGCAAUGAAUGGUACCACCGGUCCAUUCAACCAAGUUGCCAACAUACUGAGAUCGCUCACUUUUGUUACCAGUAUUCGCAAGUACGGGCCGUUUGGAGUGGAGGAAGGAACUCCCUUCUCCGUUCCCGUGGCAAAUGGUCGAAUUGUUGGCUUCUACGGACGCUCCGGCGUGUAUGUUGAUGCGCUCGGGAUUUAUCUGAUGCCCAACUGAUGUCGAUUUUUAUGCCGGUCAUCUACGCAAAGGAUUAUGUGUUUCGUUCUAUGUAAUAAAGUCGAGCAUGGAAUGGCCUUCUGCAUUGUAAUCCUUUCUUAAUUCGGAGAAAAUAAAAUUCGAUGAGCUAUCUAGUUCUAGAAAGAAUGAUGAAGUAAUUGAAGCUAGUGUGCUUCCUCCAUUAUGUUACCUCUAAUAUGUUAUCAAUAGCUUUAAGGAUGUCUUUUGCAGUAAUUCUAUAAUUUACUUCAGUGGCACU
This is a messenger RNA of Ananas comosus (pineapple), 622 nucleotides long. Its product is annotated as mannose/glucose-specific lectin-like. Bases 1 to 363 code for a protein of 120 amino acids. Gene Ontology annotation, molecular function: carbohydrate binding. The transcript is spliced from 3 exons. The record is from RefSeq and is a predicted model, not a curated record. NCBI's taxonomy places the organism in Eukaryota, Viridiplantae, Streptophyta, Magnoliopsida, Poales, Bromeliaceae.